GUGGAGGAUCAUUGAGGGAAAAAAUAAUGAAUACGUACUUUGACUACUUUUCCAGUGGAGACGUGUUAGGUUUGUCUGCAAAAUGUUGUCACGGUGAGCACAGGUCUGUCCCGCUACAGAAUUCAUUAACUGGGGAGACUGUGGGGAGAUUGCCAAUAAGUAUAAAUGCCUUGGAUCAUCCUUCGGUGUCAUCAGGAAUGCUGCCUCCGAGCAGAUUUGAAAUCCCUUAUGAAAAUACUGCAAGUGGCGCCGAGAUCAACUAUUUUGGUCAGGGAAUAGGCUACGAUGUAACCUAUGGAUGUCACAACGAACUCGAGGACAGCGGGGCACAUGUCCAGUACCUGAAUUCUGUAUACUCAGGAAAUGGAUCGUUCCCACUAAAUCACGGAGAGACCUCGUACAGCGGUAAUGUCGAGCAAGACCAAUACAAGCACCAUUCUAAAACAUUACAGGGCUUUUGCACGGGGAGCUAUCAAAGCCUUUCGUCUCCUCAAGUAAGUUACUCAAAACCCGAAGAGACACAAGUUGCUGCAAACACCUUCGAGUGGAUGAAAAUCAAGAGAAAUCACCCUAAAACCAGUAAAACGGUCGAUUAUGGGUUACCGAGUGCCGCCGCGACAGCUCGAACAAAUUUCACUACCAAACAGCUCACUGAACUCGAAAAGGAAUUUCAUUUUAAUAAAUAUCUAACCCGGUCUCGGAGGGUCGAGAUAGCCACCACCCUGCAUCUUAAUGAGACCCAGGUGAAAAUCUGGUUUCAGAACAGAAGAAUGAAGCAGAAAAAGAGAGAGAGAGAAGGCCUGGCGACUGUCCUUCCGCCUCACGUUUCGAAGAACUCGGACACUUCUUCCUCCGAAAACAAUUCUCCAUCUUCUUCCCCAUCGUGUUCUCCCCAAACAUCUGUGUGUUAACUGUGCAUUUCCCAGGAGGGGCACAAGCCGCUCUCUGUGAUUUAUCCGGGUCCCAACAUUGCCGUCCACGCUGGUAACAUCCAAGGUUUUCACUGACAGCAUACUCCAUUAUGAUUGCUUGUUUUUUUUAUUAACAGAAUAGCUCACCUUAUGGUUACGGCUUUGACUUAUUUCUAGAAAUAAGGAUUUCGCAACGUCCUGCCAAACAUGGCCCGCUCCUCAUUCUAAUGUAAUUGUAAUCGUUUACAACUUGUCUUUCAGGUCGUUGGUUUCCUUUAUUUGUCGCUUCAUCGUAUUAAAAGCACAAAUGAUGUACACAGUAAAUACAGUAAUUAUCCCUUGCACUGAUCUUUUUUUAAAUGUUAAUUUAUAUCUGUGUUUGUAAAUAUGGUCUGUUUUGUAUUUUAAAUUUUAAGUUGUCAAAGACAACGUGUUGACUGUGUUGGAUUUAAGAAUGUAUUAUGCCUAAACCAGAUAUUGCCUUACCAGAUUCUACUACGUGGCUUUAAUAAGUGUGCAUCAUUCCUGGUAUUUAAGAGUGGGAGGUGUUGCAAUUUACAGGAACUUAAUUUCACAUAUUAAAACGACUUCCAUUUUCACGGUGAGAAGUGUUUAACACUCUAUAACGAACCAAAGAUUUAAGAAUUCUGUUUUAAAAACGAUUACAUUUGUUGGACCAAAUCAGGUUAUCCUCAGGAACACCUUCAUAUGAUAUGAAGUUUGCACUAUAGAAGCCUCAGGUUCAAAGGUUAACUUGCUGCUACAAGUGGUCUAUUGUUGUAGGUUCAAUGUCGAUUCUUUUUUUAAUACUUGGGACACUGACUUAAAAAACAAACAAAAAUGUGUAUUCCGUUGUGAUACACGACUAGUUCAAAGAGUUUAACAUCAGCUUUAAAACCAUAAGUUUUAUUUAAUAGGUAAUUACAUGUAAUUUUACUUGAAUAUGUAAACCACGCUUUUUAAAAUAAACGGGUGUUUA
This is a messenger RNA of Lepisosteus oculatus (spotted gar), 1890 nucleotides long. Its product is annotated as homeobox protein Hox-D1. Gene Ontology annotation, molecular function: RNA polymerase II cis-regulatory region sequence-specific DNA binding; DNA-binding transcription factor activity, RNA polymerase II-specific. Gene Ontology annotation, cellular component: nucleus. NCBI's taxonomy places the organism in Eukaryota, Metazoa, Chordata, Actinopteri, Semionotiformes, Lepisosteidae. Gene Ontology annotation, biological process: regulation of transcription by RNA polymerase II. The record is from RefSeq and is a predicted model, not a curated record.